AGAAAGUACUGAUAGAUGAAUUUGAAAAGAAGAAAAGGGUGCGGUCUAUUGUAGUUCCAACGUCUGAUUCUGAAGUGAAAGCAAAACUAAGAGAAAUGGGACAACCUAUUUGUUUGUUUGGCGAAGGACCAGCUGACAGAAGAGAGAGACUAAGACUUCUUGUCGCUCAACUUGCCGAGAGAGGUAUCAAGGUUAGUUUAGAGCAGAAGCAGGUGUCACAAACCAUGGAUACUAAUGAAGAGGCCAUUGAUGAAGACUCUGUUUGGUAUCACGAAGGAACUGCCGAACUAUUAUCAGCUAGAUACUGGAUCACUGAGUACUCCAUGCCCAGGGCAAGGGAAAGGUUAGUUCAGGCAAGGCUAGAGGCUAAAAGACCCGGACCGGAAAAAGCUGCAAAGAAACAAGAACUGCAUAGGAAACUACGAGACAUGACUAACAUAUGCAGUCAGGUUGGUGACACUAGACCAGUAUCUUAUUGUGAAUUCUCACCUGAUUCUAAAAUGCUGGCCACUUCCUCUUGGUAAGGAAUUAAAGAUAAAUAUAAUCUAUUCUAGCAUACAUUGUUU
Messenger RNA from Amphimedon queenslandica, 566 nucleotides. RefSeq names its product U4/U6 small nuclear ribonucleoprotein Prp4-like. NCBI's taxonomy places the organism in Eukaryota, Metazoa, Porifera, Demospongiae, Haplosclerida, Niphatidae. The record is from RefSeq and is a predicted model, not a curated record. Gene Ontology annotation, biological process: mRNA splicing, via spliceosome. Gene Ontology annotation, cellular component: U4/U6 x U5 tri-snRNP complex. Gene Ontology annotation, molecular function: U6 snRNA binding; U4 snRNA binding. The transcript has 6 exons. Bases 96 to 524 code for a protein of 142 amino acids.